UCGUCAUAUACACUGUGAGAAAUAGAAGAAGAAAAAAAAAAGACAAUUUGUAAGUGAAAGAAAAUUACUUGUGAGAGAGACAAAAAUUUUUGGAGUUUACUGAGAGAGGCACGCAGUUUUUUUUCUUCUUCUUCUUGAGAAGAAGUUGGAGAGAAAAAAAGCCACAAAAGUUUUGCGCUACACCGAAGAUAAUGUGGAUGUGUGAGUGCAAAGAAGUAGAGGUGAUACACAAGAAUAUAAAGUGGAAUAAAAGAGGAAUAAAUUAAUAAUAGAAUCUCUUACUGGAUGGUGUGUUAAAAAAGUACGUCUAGAAAUGUGUGCAAGAUACAAUUAGUGCGAAUAGCCAUAUAUUCUUGAGGCGUUUUUUACUAUAUUUUUUUUUCGUGCUUUAUUUGCUCGCCAUUGGGAGAGUAUGAUGAAAAAAAAUCGAAUUGGGCGGGCAUGUAUGUGUAGUUGUGUUUCAUGUACAAUAAUAAAUAUAUAGCCAAGAGAGAAAAGGAUAUAAAAAAAGUCGUCGUAAAUGUGUGUGUGGCUUUUACGUGAGAUAUUGAAUUUUUAUGAAAAAUGGGAAGGUCUAAAUUCCCUGGCAAACCGUCAAAAUUGGUGAAUAAGAAGCGCAUCAGUGUAUUGGCGGGUAGUGCAAAGAAUGGCAAUUGUGAUACAAGUGCAGAUGAUGAUACGGAUAAUCAGUAUUCGCCAAAUGAUCAGUCACUGUGGAGCAAUCAUCACGACGAACAACCACCAUCGUCACCAAUACAUCUGCACACCAAUGCACACUCACCAGCGCCGUCAUGCAGCUUUCAUGAAGAUGGCGACAAUAUUCAGGCACUGCAUCCGCAUGAGGUAACAUCUCAAGGGAGUGAAUUGAGAAGGAGUGUAAACUGUGAAGAAGGAAAAAGUACAGAAGACGUGACAGAUCGAGUGGGUAUGCAGAAAUCAGAAGUUGCAAGUGAGUCCAGGUCCAAGGACAAACCGGCUGAGAAGUCGUCCAAAAAGAAGACUGUCACAUUCAAGAACGUCCUCGAGACGAGUGACGAUGUUUUGGUGAGAAAGAGCUACAAUCCAGACUUUGCUCCUCCUCUGGUGCCAAUCAUCAAGAAAGAGUCUCUCACACGAAUUGAGAGUAGCAUUGUGCGUCCGUCCCGUUUGACCGAGGUUAUGAAGCAGAAUUCCAACAAUCAGGAUAACCUCAAGACACUCACAUUUCGACUACCAGGUAUAUCAAGUAGCGAUAGUACCUCGGUGGCGGCAGUGAAUGGCAAGGAUGACGGGGAAGUAGAAGUGGAUGAGGAAGAGGAUGAUGAAAGUGAACGGAGAAGUGAAAUUGGCUUGAUGAGGGACAAACGUUUCAUAUUGCCCAAGAGAAGUCUUCACUCCUGUCGUGUUAUUAAACCUAAUAAAAAGUUCCUGGAUAAUAUGGAUGACUGUAGUAGCAAGAAACGCCUUCAGUUGAGCAUAAAGCGGAAAAAUCAAUUGGAUGGUGUAGACAAAAAGAAGAAAGUGCUAAAGGAAGUUACAUUCCAGGAUAGCUUUAUUAAUAGUACACUCUCGUCAAAGAUAUCCAAUAGCAAAUUGGAUACGGAGAAUUGUGGUGAAUCGGAAACAUCACAAACACAAUCGGAAAAUAGUGAUGCUGAAGAGACUGACGAAGAGGAGAGCAAAUUAAAUGGAGACAAGAAGAAUAAGAGGAAUGAACAACAAAGACUAUUUUGUAAAUCGAUUUUCCAUUCAAGUAGCGGAAAACCCGCUAUACCAUCGACACAAAAUAAUGGAAAUAGUUCAGGGAAAGUGAUUUUACGGCAACCACGAUUGCAAUUUAGCACAGCCACGAUAAUAUCAUCCACAAGCUCCAAUUCAACUGCAUCCACAUCAAAUUCAACACAAUCCACCAUGUCAAUGAUGGAGAAAACAUUCUCAUUUAAUCUCAAUGGCAACAGUAUUAAGAAUAGCAUAUCUUCCCAUUCAGUUUCUCUACCAUCGUCUUCAUCCAUUUCAAUGACAUCUACAACUUGUGGCAUCUGUGGAACGGUUUCAUCGUGCAGAUAUGCACAAAAGUGUCGGAAAUUUGGUAUAAAUUCCUGUGAGGCAUGUCGGAAGUUCAUCUCAAAGAUGAUCAAAAAAUUGGCUGCAUCGUCUGGUGUCAAUUGCCAAUCAGGUGGUCCAAUGCAGUGCACAAAAGGCGAUGGGACAUGUACAAUUCAACCGAUGCCACGUGGUGGGCAUCUCAAGACACUGAAGGCAACACUAAAGGAACGAUGUCAUGCCUGUUGGUUGAAACGAUGCAUUAAAUCCUUCCAAGUUCCUUCGGGUUUGAAGGCACGCCUAAUUGCCACAUUACCUGUGACAAUGCGUGAUUUUGAAGCCAAUACAUUGGGUGUUUCAUCCAAAUUCAGUAUUAAGCGUGAGACAGAAAAUCAGAAUAAUAUGAAUAAUAUCUUUUCAAAUCCACCAAAUACUGAACGUAUGUUGGAUAUUGAAUUUAAAACAACCAAAAGUCUCCCCUUUUCCAAUCCACUUGUGGAAAAUAAUGCUACAUUUGGCAGUAGUCCACUUGUUGUGCCCACAAUUAGUGAAAAACCUGUUAUAAUGGUACAUUCGGGUAAUACGGGGGGUGGUAUUGUGGGGGAUAGUGUGAUGACAAAAGCCAAGACGAAUCCUGAAGAAGGGUGCAAACAAGAGAGUGCAAAUAGGAAGUCCAGUGUGAAAAUGAGUAGUAACAAUUCUGUGAUUAAUGUCAGUGGUACAGUCAGUGAGAGUACUGAAGAUAAGACAAAAUUGAGUAGAAAGAAGAAUGAAAUACAGCCCCAGGUGAAUGGUGCUGGGAAUAAAGAUGUGACGGUAUCCAGUGAUGCUUCAGCUCCCAAAAGGCAAAGGAUUGACCUGAAGGGACCAAGAGUGAAGCAUGUCUGUCGAAGUGCAUCGAUAGUUCUUGGUCAGCCUAUUGCCACCUUUCCAAGUGAAUCUCCAUUGGAGAAUCUGGAUACACCGCCAAGGCCAGAUUCACCCCAAAACGAAGUGGUCGAAAUGGCUACAAUUGUCAAUCAACCCAGUGAUAUGUGUACAGACUGUGGAGAUCCUAAUUCCCCGGAUUUGGGUCUAAGUCCACCAGCUACGCCUAUUGAUAGUCCAAAUGAUGAGGCUGAUGCUGUAGUAGCAGUUGUCACGGAGAAACAAACAGAAGCAGAGGAAGAGGUCAAGAAAAAAGGUCUCACGGAUGAAUCUCAGAAACCAACAAGAAAAAUAACAAGGCCUACUUACAAUGUUACAAAUCUGACAAAUCGGGUGACAUCAAUGAAUGCCACAAAACGUAUUCAGCAGCUGACUGCUGUGCAAACCCCAAUGGUAUCCAUAGAUUUCUGGGAGAAUUAUGAUCCAGCUGAAGUGAGUCAGACGGGAUUUGGACUUAUACUGUCGGAGAGUGUACCAUUGCGUGCCAUUUGUUUCCUGUGCGGUAGUGCUGGAUCAGAUCCACUAAUUUUCUGCAUUUGCUGCUGUGAACCCUAUCACAGUUACUGUGUUGAGGAUGAGUAUAACCUCAAGCCAACAUCACUCGAUGACACGGGCAUCAGUAUCUUGGAUACAAGUGGUGGAGGCAAUAAUAGUCAAAGUGUGAGAAAUCGAUUAAACUGGCUCUGUCCACGGUGUACUGUUUGCUAUACAUGCAAUAUGGCCACAGGGAGUAAAGUCAAAUGUCAAAAGUGUCAAAAGAACUACCAUUCAACGUGCCUGGGAACGAGUAAACGUCUCCUUGGGGCCGAUCGACCCCUCAUUUGUGCCAAUUGUCUCAAAUGUAAGAGCUGUAGUACGACAAAUGUGACGAAAUUUGUGGGGAAUCUUCCAAUGUGCACGGCAUGUUUUAAGCUGAGGCAGAAGGGUAACUUCUGUCCACUGUGUCAGAAGUGCUACGAAGACAAUGACUUUGACCUGAAAAUGAUGGAGUGCGGAGAGUGUAAGAGGUGGGUUCAUGCCAAAUGCGAAGGACUCACCGAUGAGCAGUACAAUAUGCUCUCAGUACUUCCUGAGAGUAUAGAAUUCAUUUGCAAAAAGUGCUCCAAAAACAAUCCAAUGGUGGAUAUGUGGCGUGAUGCCGUUGCGGCUGAAUUCAAAUCGGGUCUCCUGAGUGUGGUUAAAAUGCUGAGCAAGAGCAGACCUGCGUGUGCACUGCUUAAACUCAGUCCUAGAAAGAAAUCCAAUAUAUGUGCAUGUCAGCCCAUUAUGUCCAGCAGAAGUAUCCAGUUCAAGAAACUCACCGAAGGAAAUGUUGAGAGUCCAACAUUAUCCGAUGAACCUGAUUUCCCUGACAGUAGUCCAGUAGAGAAGAAUCUCGAUGGAGGAGAGAGUGAAACAAAUGGAAGUGAAUCUUUGCAAAAUACUCAAUGUUUCUGUGGUGUUAAGCAGAAACUGGCAUAUGCCACAUCUUCACCAAGUCUCCUUGACAUCAAGCGCAAAAUCAAUGAUAAUGACUAUGUGUCCCUGCAAGAGUUCAACUAUGACAUGCUCAAGAUUAUCAAUACGGUGUCAUGUGAUGAUCUUGUGACGGCCUACAAGGAGAUUCUCAGUGAAACAUUUCCCUGGUUUCAGAAUGAAACAAAAGCCUGUACUGAUGCUCUUGAAGAGGAUAUGUACGAUUCCUGUGAUUUUACCACAAAUCCUGAGACUAUGACCAUGGAAUGUGAUCAAAUGGUGCCCAGUGUGGAUAUUCCGGAGGAUGGUGAUGAGUAUUUCUAUGGGCAGUAUGAGAGAGUUGAUGAACGUAUUUGUCUGUUUUGCAAGCAAAUGGGCGAACAGAUAAAAUGGCAAGAGGGUAGAUUGCUGUACUGUGGACAGAAUUCUUGGGUACAUACAAAUUGUGCACUAUGGUCAGCAGAGGUGUUUGAAGAGAUUGAUGGAUCACUGCAAAAUGUUCACAGUGCCGUGUCGCGUGGGAGAAUGAUAAAGUGCACAGAGUGUGGGAAUAAAGGGGCAACAGUUGGGUGCAAUGUUAAGAAUUGUGGUGAACAUUUUCACUAUCCGUGUGCACGAUCGGCCAAAUGUGUCUUCAUGUCAGACAAAACUGUCUAUUGUCCGAGGCAUGAGGGUGAAAGUAGUAAGAAAAAGUGCCAUCCUGAGGGGGAUUUUGAUGUACAUCGACCGGUUUAUGUGGAAUUGGAUCGAAGGAGGAAGAAAUCUGUUGAACCUGGAAAAGUGCAAUUUGCCAUUGGAUCCCUAGCUGUACGGAAUAUUGGACGAUUUGUGCCAAUUUUGUCUGACUUGACUGAUGUGAUAGUUCCAAGUGAUUUUUUAUGUACUCGAUUGUAUUGGAGUACUAAGGAACCGUGGAAGAUUGUUGAGUACACCAUUAGAACUUCGAUACAGUGUAGUUCAUCGAAUCACUGUACGGAUUUGGGAAAAAAUUUCACAGUUGAUCAUUCAUCGCAUGCUCAGAUCAUUCAAAAGGGAUUGAGUCAAAUUGCCAAGUGGCAUAGUAGCUUGAGCAGUGGAGAUGAAAAUGGAGAUCAUUCGAGGGGUGAUACGAAGGUGAAACAAAAUUUUGAAGCCAUGGGCAAUAAUGCUGAGGAGCAAAAUGAUGAAGAACCACAGAGCAAUGCUGAUCUUCUGCCACCGGAAAUUAAAGAAGCUAUCUUUGAAGAUUUACCUCAUGAUAUCUUGGAUGGUAUAUCAAUGUUGGAUAUCUUUCCGAAAUUAAUGACAUAUGAGGAUCUCGUGGCGAUGGAUUCAAAGAGUGAAAUUUAUUUUGGUGGUGAAUUGAUUAAGGAUGCAAAGGAGUACAUUUCGGAGGAGGAUAUUAAUAAUCAACCAAUGGAGGGUUGGAGUAAUUCAUCGGCUGUGGCUCAUGUUGAAGAUCCACUAAUAUCAGCUUCACGUCCAAUGUCCACAACAAUGUCCAAAGAGCUGAAACGGAGUAAAUCCGAAGUAUUUUCACGGGGUGUCAGUGGAAAUCGCAAUCAUCAGAGAUCAUCGAGUUUGACGUGGAAUUGCAAGGUGGAUCAGAGUUCAGUAGUGUCUAAACGGCGGAAAGUGUCAAUGUUGCAGGAAUUGAGAUUGCCUGAGAGUGUUUUUCGAUCACUGGGCAGACCAGAUAUCAAAGCAGCGGCUACGAGUGGUGAUCGGAAAAUUACGUGGAGUGCAAAGAAAUUGGUGCAGAUUGACAGUGAAAAUAGCCAAGAUGGUACUAGUGAAAAAAAGUCAGUGGAGAAAUUGAAAAUUUCUCAAUUGGAUGGUAUGGAUGAUAUAAGUAGUGGAAGUGAGAGUGGAUCACCAGGACCACAGUAUGCUGCUGGUCAUCACAUUUUGACAUUUGAUCAGACUUGUGGUGACAAUCCGGUGAAAUGUGACCGUUGCCAUUGCACAUAUCGCACUCAAGAUUCAUUUCAGCGACAUCUAAUGACAUGUGAACCCAUGUCAACCAGUGAAUCAGAAUCUGAAGCCAAUCCCCAUACACCCGAAGCUGAAGUGGCAUCAAUAGCACCAAAUAAUUUGUUAACAGUCACCGUGUCAGAUAUGUGCAAUUCCUCAACAAUUUCCACCAUUCAACCACAAAAUAUAAUGCAGAAUUUUAGUGGUCAAAUACUCAGUGGUGGAAAUAUGAAUGGUAUUCAGACAAUACCCAAUCAAGGUGGAAAUACCAUCACCAUACCAAGUUCACUGCAAAAUAUCAUUCCCAUUCAGGGUGGUGGUCAGAUAUCACUGCAGAAUCCCACGCAGAUACAAACGGUACCACUUAGUGGGGUGAAUCAGUUGGGUCAAAUAAAUACUGGUGGUAUGUCCAAUGUUCUCAUGACGACUACACCGCAAAAUCAACAAUUCACCCAACAACUUGGUGUUAAUAAUUUUCAGCAGCAAGUAUUUCCACUGCAAAAUAUCAGUCAAUACAAUGACAUGAAUUCCAAUUAUCUGCAAAAGACCCAGCGAAUUUUGCCACAAACAUCAACCAUUCAGCCAACAAUACAACUGUCAGGAGGACUAAAUAUUCAGAAUUUCAAUAAUUCUGGCAUCAUUCAACCAGGUGGAAAUGGUACAUCACAGCAGAUCAUUUCAAUUGGUGGCACGGGCAAUAAUUCGCAAAUAAUGACCCUAGCACCGGCACCAAUUCGUCCAAAUGGUGCACUAUCGAUGCAAACCACAACACCACAGAAGAAUCAGAUCAUUCUACCACAGCCAGCAGAUAAGGGUAUCAAGAAACAGGCCCUACCACGUCUGCAAGCAGCAACGACUGUGGUCAAGCCGAAAGGUCGUCAAACAACGACCAAAAAUCAGACAAUUCAGAUGAAAAAGAUUGUCACAAAACCCGAUGCAAGAUCCCUACAAAUUGUCAAUUCUAGCCAUUUGCCCAUCAUUCGACCACAACAAACUGUACCAACCACUACACUUGCCACUGCAGCAACCACAAAUCCCGGGGUUGUCUUUCAACCACCACAACCCAUAAUAGUUCAGCCAAUGAACAAUAAUGCAAAUCUUGUGCAGUAUGUGACGGAUAACAAUGGAAUGCAGUAUAUUGCAAUGCCAUCGGGUGAUUAUAAACAGCCUCAGACACAAUUUUUGACACCAAGUCCAAUUGUUCCAGGGGCAUUUCAGCUACAAACAGACACCAGUGGGCAGUUAGUGUUGGCCAAUACAGCAUCGGGUCUACAGGUGUUACCAUCUGGGACGAUGCAAUUGGCUCAACCGCAACAGCCUCAGGUGAUUGGUACGCUGAUUCAGCCUCAAGCCACAACAAUUCAAUGUGGCAUGAUGGCAACGGAACAAAUGGUAUUGGGCAAUACACCCACACUGGAGAUGGUACAAGAUCCAAAUUCUGGAUGUAUGUACCUAACCAGUCAACCAGUGUACUAUGGCCUUGAGACAAUUGUCCAGAAUACUGUGAUGUCAUCACAGCAAUUCGUCUCGACGGCUAUGCAGGGUGUCCUAAGUCAAAAUUCAAGUUUUUCCGCAACAACCACCCAAGUGUUUCAGGCUAGUAAAAUUGAGCCGAUUAUGGAAGUACCUGGUGGCUAUGUCGUACUCAAUAAUAUGCCCGAACAGCAACAAACACCAGCAAUAAUGCCAACACCUCAGGUGUUACCUCAAAUUCAGGCACAACCACCACAGGUCACUCAGCAAAUGAGACCCAUUUCUCCGCCCAAACCCACCGUCAAGACUGCUCCAAUUGUCAUGACCAAGGUACAACCACAAGUGAUUAACAAAGUCAUGCCAUCAUUGCCGGCAAAUGUGGUCAAUGUGGAGCAAUCGUCAAUGCCCAAGCCUCAAGCUCAACCGGUGAUUCUACCCAAAACAAUCGCCAUUGCCUCAAGUACCAGUACUCCGGUAUUCCAACAGGCAACAAUGCAACUACAAGAAACUCAACCAUGUCCAACUAAGACAAUAAUUGUCACAACACCAAAUUCAGUUCAACCAAUUCAACGGGCAGCUAAUAUAAUCAAACCCAUUGCCAAGACACAUGUAAAUUCAGCCACUGUUAAGCCCAAAAUAAUCACAAAACCCGUGGCUGGAAGGACAUCGGUAAAUCGUCCUAAAGCUGGUACAUUUACCAUGAAGCCAACUCCUGCAACACCCAUUAAUCAAGUGACCAAGAGUGAUUCAAUUGUGGGAGAUGUGAUUAUCACAACAGUGGCUCAGAACAAUAUGCAGAGUCAAAUGGUAUCGUCGCAGCAGUCAAAUCAGCAAAUCUUCCCAGUGGAGCAAGAGAAAGUUAACCAGAACAUCAUCCAAUUGUCAGGAAGUAGCAAUGACAGCAGUACUCCUCAAGAAAAUGUCGUUUUCACCCCGUUGAAUAGGAAUCAACAAAAUUCUCAUGUAUACCAGACAAAUUCCACACCAACUCCUCAGAUACAACUCCCUUCAGCUCCGUAUGCACCAUCUCAUCACUCAAAUGUCCCAACAAAUGUUGUCAAUCCCAUCCAACAGUGUCACUAUGGGAACAAUACGACAAAUUCAAGGCCUACUAAUCGUGUACUGCCAAUGCAGACAAUUCAAGCACGUCAAUCACCACCAACGCCACCUGAACCCAAAUGUCAAGUGGAUGAACCUGUCAUUCCGCCAAAAGUAGAAGAUAUCCCAGCCAAAGAAGAUGUCGUUAUGGCUGAUCUACCAUCGCCACAGUUAAUAAUUGCAGAGACUGAAAAAGAAGAACCACCACAAAUCCUCGAAGAGGACUUUGAAAAUGUUGAAAUACAACGAGAAAAAGAUUCAACUUCACCUACAAGUCUCAAUUUGAAAAAUCUCUUCCAAACCGAUGUACAAGCUGAUCUAUUUGAUCAAAUAAAAUCAAUGGACGAUAAAGAUGAGAGUUCAUCAGAAAGUUCAACGCCUGAGGUGAAACAGAAAAUCUGUGAGAUUCUUGUGAAUCUCGACAAGGAGGAUUGCAAUAAGAAUAAUGUCAUUGUGGAUGAUACACCGAUGAAAGAGGAAGAGGAAACAAUUGAGCAAAAAGAGAAUCUCAAUCCACUCACAACUGCAUCAGAUGAUGUCACCUUCAAACAGCCUCAACCAAGGAAUUCUUACACAAUUCAGCGUUCAUUGAAUGCCCUGCAACCACUAAAAGUUCCUCCAGGACCAAGAAUGCUCUAUGAAAUUCAGUCAGAAGAUGGAUUUCACUAUAAAUCUACUUCAAUCACUGACAUUUGGGAUAAAGUCUUUGAAUCAGUGCAAAUUGCUAGGAAAACUCAUGGACUUUCAUCCCUGCCAGAUGGUCCAUUGGCUGAUAUGAGUGGAUAUCAGAUGCUAGGACUAAAGGCCAAUGCUCUGAGGUACCUGAUUGAGCAAUUGCCGGGUGUUGAAACGUGCAAAAACUACAUUCCCAAAUACCAUGAGAGAAAAAUGAACAAGGAUACGGCACCACUCUUUCCCCAUUUUAUCGACAUUGACGACACUAAAGAGAACAUUUUUGGGGCGGCUCGAUGUGAACCCUACGGUGGACGAUCGGAAUAUGACAUGUUCAGCUGGUUGGCAUCCAGGCAUCGGAAACAACCCGCUCCUGUGACCAUUCAGCUUGACAGCGAAAUUACAAUUCCCAGGCGAGGAAGUGCUAGCAAUCUCCCCAUGGCCAUGCGAUAUAGAACACUGAAAGAGACAUCAAAGGAUUCUGUAGGAGUCUAUCGGUCCCAUAUUCAUGGACGUGGACUUUUCUGCACUAGAGACAUUGAAGCUGGUGAAAUGGUGAUUGAAUAUGCUGGUGAAUUAAUUCGUGCCACAUUGACGGACAAGAGGGAGAAUUACUAUGAGAGUAAAGGAAUUGGAUGCUACAUGUUCCGCAUUGAUGACAAUUUCGUUGUUGAUGCAACAAUGCGUGGCAAUGCAGCACGUUUUAUUAAUCAUUCUUGUGAGCCAAAUUGCUACUCAAAAGUUGUAGAUAUUCUUGGGCACAAACACAUAAUCAUCUUUGCCCUGAGACGUAUUGUUCCGGGUGAAGAAUUAACCUAUGACUACAAAUUUCCCUUUGAAGACAUUAAAAUACCCUGCUCUUGCGGAUCAAAACGUUGCCGUAAAUACUUAAAUUGAUGACCUAAGUGAGCCAUCAUUGGAACUUUUGCCGAUGAAAUUGUGUAAAAAAAAAGAAAGAGAUUAUAGUGCUUCUAUGUGUUAUUGAAAAAAAAAUCAACAAUUGUAAAUAAUUUUUUGGCAUAGGGGUUAUUAAUUAGAAUAACUAAAAAGGUAUGUGUAUAUCUUUAAGUGAAAAAUGCCCAGUAAAAAAACCCCUCCUUAUUGUAUAAUCUGGCAUGUGAAAAAAAGUAUAUAGUUGUCUUGUAAAAAAAAAUUAUAGUAAUGUAAGAAAAAGAAAUAACUGUGACGAUUUUUAGUCUAUAUUUUAGUGCUUAUAAUUUAUAAAAUAAAAAUGAGAAAUAAAAGUAUUUGUAUUUUAGAGAUUAUCAUGAUUUUUUUUUGGUUUCGAAAUGAAACUGUUUUUUUGAAAAAUAUUUUUUUAACAUUAUAUUAUUGUGACAUGUAAUAUUUCUGUGAAAUUCUCACUGAAUGAGAUUUUUUUCUUAGUUUUUUUUUGUAUAAUUUUUAAAAAAGAAAAUUAAGAGAGAAUACGCGCUUGCAAUUCAUGUUCCCAUAAAUGAUAUAUAUAGCAUUUUGCACCGAGAUUUUAAUGCGGGGAUUUUUUUUUAAAUAAUUUUUUGCAAAUGACAUCACAGGAAUAUUGUGAAUAUUUUGUAAGAGAAAAAUAAAUUAUCACAAUUUGUGAAAUGACAUCAAAUCGAUAUAAUUGUUCCUCAAUUUAUCAAUAAAACAUCAAAAUAAUGUAUCAUCACAAUAAACAAAAAAAAAGGUGCUUUCUUUUGAGAUAUUAAUUAAAAAGAAAUACAAGAGUAAUUUGUAAAUGUAUUAAUGCAACAUUGUACAUUUUAAUGGACAGAAUGGAGAUAGAAAUAAUUAUAUUAAUAAUUUCAAUGUCAAGCUUCACAUUGAACUGUACGGGGUGUGUCAACUUUAGCAAACGAGCAUUUUUAAUUCUAUUUGGAAGAACAGUGUAAAAGAAUAAAUAAAUAAAUAAAACAGAAAAUAGAAAUAAAUGCGAUUCUUAUCGACAAAAAUUAUGUCAUAUCCCCUUGUGAAGCCCUUGUCUCUUCAACAAUGAUAUUAAACUACAAUAGGCAACAAAGUAAAGGAUAAAAAAAAUUAAUAAUCUUCUAACAUCAAAUCUAUAAUAGCGAGAAUUUCAAUUGUCUCAAUGUCUGAUGAUGAACAUAGAAAAAAAAAUCAAAUUAACGAGUAAAUAGUAAAUUGCGAAGUAACUGAUUAGAUUUUGUGGUGAACAGAGUUAAAAAAAAACCUUGUAGAUGAUGAAUGCUGAGUCUGAUAUCUCACAAAUAACACCUUGACAAUAUAAUAAAGAUUGAAGAAAAAAAAUCAUAAUUAAAAGAGGCACACAUUGGUGCAAAUUGUGAUGAUGAAAAGAAGAAUAAGCUCUAUGCAAUUGACGAGAGAGAAAAAAAUCUAUCAAAACCACUCGUUUUGCACUCUAUAAAAAGAUAAAAACGUGUAAUAUAAAUUUAAAAAAAAAACAACUAUUUGUAAUGAAAGGAUGUAGAUUUAAAUAUUUCAAUUUCAUCUAUCUCUCUGUUUCCCCAACACUGCAUACAAAAUGAUUGUGUUUAAUUUGCACAAAACAUUUUCACGCUUCAAAUGAUUCUGUUGCAGUGUUCCACAAUUCUUGACUAUUAUACCAAUUAUAUUGUAAUUAUAAAAUUUGCAAUUGCAAGUUGCUAAAAAAAAAGAUAGAGAGAAAGAGAAAAAAAACACAAAAAUGUGACGAUUGUAAAAAGAAAAAUCUCGAAAGAAUAAAACCUCAAAAACUUAAUUGGUUUUACAUUUUACAAAAAAAAAAGUGAAAGAUUUUUUUUUGUAAACUGUCAGUGUUACAUAUUUCUUGCCAUAUAUAAUUUUCAUAAUUUACUUUUCUUAACACUUCGGCUGUUUGUAUUUUUUUUUUUAUUUUAAACAAUUGACCUGUAUUAAUUUUUCUUGUCUUUUUUUUAAAGCAUUAAUUAAUUUUUUUUUGUGAGAUGAAAAGUAUAGAAUUAAAAAAAAAAUAGAUGAAGAUACAAGAAUGUAAUAUCUUAUACAGGCAUGUCAACUUUUAGACAGGAAAAAAAAGAAACAAGAUAUAAUACUGUAAUUACUAAUUAUGUACAAUUUUGUAAUCUUACGGAUUCUGUUUGCAUUUGAAUCACAAUAAAAUAAAAUAAUAUAAAAUAUCAAAAA
Molecule: messenger RNA, 12705 nt
Organism: Phlebotomus papatasi
Lineage: Eukaryota; Metazoa; Arthropoda; Insecta; Diptera; Psychodidae
Gene: trx
Product: histone-lysine N-methyltransferase trithorax
Exons: 8
Coding region: 565-10497 (3310 amino acids)
Biological process (GO): positive regulation of DNA-templated transcription
Cellular component (GO): nucleus; histone methyltransferase complex
Molecular function (GO): DNA-binding transcription factor activity; sequence-specific DNA binding; protein binding
Source: RefSeq, a predicted model, not a curated record